Messenger RNA from Hevea brasiliensis (rubber tree), 2164 nucleotides. Its product is annotated as transcription factor TGA6. NCBI's taxonomy places the organism in Eukaryota, Viridiplantae, Streptophyta, Magnoliopsida, Malpighiales, Euphorbiaceae. Gene Ontology annotation, biological process: regulation of DNA-templated transcription; DNA-templated transcription. Bases 410 to 1807 code for a protein of 465 amino acids. The record is from RefSeq and is a predicted model, not a curated record. The transcript is spliced from 12 exons. Gene Ontology annotation, molecular function: sequence-specific DNA binding; DNA-binding transcription factor activity.
GCAAUAGUAAGCUAGAAAGAUUGGUUGUAUUGUUAACAGUGUCAGUUUCUGACACGAUUAACAGUGAGGAAGUUUAUAAAAAGCAAUUAAAUUUUAUAUAAAAAAAAGGAAAAAACAAACACAAAAACAUUUCAUGUCAAAGCACUAAACAUUAAAAUAAUUGAUUAAAAAAUCAUUAGUCCUUGGAAAGUGGAAGAUUUCCCAGAAGAAGACGUCUAGAGAUUGGAUUGAUCCUCCCCCCACACACACUCUCUGUCCAAUCCAAUACAUAAAAAUUUUUUACAGCAAAAAUUAUUUCAUCUUCAUUAUCAUCUACCAUCACCAAUAUCAUCAUCAACUACAAAUUGCCAGUUAGUGGUUUGGCUAAUUUGCUUGAACGGGACUAAGGAAGUGAGGAUGAUGGUGAUGUAUGGGGAGUAGGGUGGGUGUGGAAGAUGAGAAGGAAGCCAACGGGAUGCUGAGCUUUGAUCCUCAAUUGCCCAUUUCGAAUGCACUUAGCAUAGAGGGAAAUACAAUCCAAUCAUAUCGUGUCUCUGAUAUUGGGGUGUUUGAGCAAAAUAUUGCAUUUCGCUUCCAUGAUGCUGUUGACCUGAGUGCAAAUACAUUGUUCAAUUCAGCAAAAGCAAGUAGCCAAGCAGUCUCUUCGGAUCCCCUCAAUAUUGGCACUUUUGACAAGUCAACUACUUACUUUAAUAUUAAUCCAUCUGCUGCCCAAGUGGAGUUGCAAAGAUUGCCACUAGAAAAGAAUCAACAGUUGAACCUGGUAUCCAUAUCUAGUGGUAAUACAGAGAAUUUGGGAGAGUCCAAUAUGGCUGAUGCCAGUCCACGGACUGAUAUAUCAACAGAUGCAGACACUGAUGAAAAAAAUCAGAGGUUUGAUAGGGGUCAAUCCAGUAUUGUUGCAGUUUCAGAUUCCAGUGACAGAUCCAAGGAUAAAUUGGAUCAGAAGACUCUUCGUAGACUUGCCCAAAAUAGAGAAGCUGCAAGAAAAAGCCGGUUGAGGAAGAAAGCCUAUGUCCAGCAACUGGAAAGUAGCCGCUUGAAGCUGACCCAACUGGAACAGGAGCUACAGCGAGCGCGCCAGCAGGGAAUCUUUAUAUCAAGCUCAGGGGACCAAGCCCAUUCAAUGAGUGGAAAUGGGGCCAUGGCAUUUGAUGUGGAAUAUGCACGGUGGCUGGAAGAGCAAAAUCGACAAAUUAAUGAGCUAAGAUCAGCUGUCAAUUCUCAUGCGGGUGAUGCUGAACUUCGCAUUAUCAUAGAUGGUAUAAUGGCUCAUUAUGAUGAAAUUUUUCGGCUAAAGGGAAAUGCAGCCUCAGCUGAUGUUUUCCAUUUGCUAUCUGGCAUGUGGAAGACACCUGCUGAGAGGUGUUUCUUGUGGCUUGGUGGCUUCCGUUCAUCAGAGCUCCUCAAGCUUCUUGUGAACCAGUUGGAGCCUUUGACUGAGCAGCAGUUGGUAGGCAUAGGUAAUCUGCAGCAAUCUUCCCAGCAGGCAGAAGAUGCUUUAUCUCAAGGAAUGGAGGCAUUGCAACAGUCCCUGGCUGAGACACUGUCUAGUGGAUCUCUUGGUUCAUCAAGUUCAUCUGGAAAUGUGGCAAAUUACAUGGGUCAGAUGGCCAUGGCCAUGGGCAAGCUAGGGACCCUUGAGGGGUUCAUUCGCCAGGCUGACAAUUUGAGGCAGCAAACACUACAACAGAUGCACCGAAUAUUGACAACUCGCCAGUCAGCUCGUGCACUUCUUGCCAUCCAUGACUACUUCUCCAGACUACGUGCUCUUAGUUCUCUUUGGCUUGCCAGACCAAGAGAAUGAACAUUGCAGUGGAGUCAUGUAUUUGCAGAAAAAUCUAAGGCAUAUUCCACGUCCAGCAAUCAUACACGGUUUCUAGUGUUUAAUAUAUAUAUAUAUAUAUAUAUAUAUAUUGCCCCUACAGUUCUCAUCAUGUAGUUUCAGAUGUGAAUUAUGGAACUAAUCUGUAUCAGCCACGCUAGUCAUCUUACUGUAGUCAGAGAAUUUUACUACUCCAGAUACAUGUAUCAAUGUUAAUUAUCCUCACCCCCCUCAUCUUUUCAAAUAGGAAUUGGCUGUCCUUGUAAUGUGACAUUUUUCUUGUAUUUGAUGAUUUUGAAAGUUGGGAUACAAACCAAAAUGAAUUGUUCAUUUACUUAA